AUGCGGUCCGCUGAAGAUGAAAUUAGGAGGUUUGAUCGGGCUGCUAGAUUCGAGGAAGAUCGCGCAGUUGGUUUAGAACAUGAAAUCGAAAAAUUAACUGAGAUAGUUGACGGAGAAGAAUCUGAAGUGAAUCACCUCAAGAAAGCUUUAUUUUUAAUAAGGAAGUUUGAAGAUGAAGUUACGUUUCAUUCAGGCUGUGAUGCGAACUUAACAUCUGAAGCUAUUUCUUCUUGGGUAUCACUUAUACGUGAGGAAUGUGCUAACCUAGUAGAAAUGCCUGUUCUCAUGGCAUCGAUCGCUCGCCCAAUGUUGGAUAAUUCACUUGCUAGAUGGGAUCCUCUUAAGGAACCUACAUUUUGUCUCGAUUUGUUGGGACACUGGAGGGAUUUCUUUCAAAAUUCUUGCGCAUUUGAUGUUAUACUUGAAACAAGCUGGUUGAGCGCCAUACGCCGCACUAUUGUUAACGAAUGGAAUCCUCGAGACUGCGAACCUCUCCUGGAGGUUCUCGAAGCCUGGCAACCUUUGUUACCGGAUGAUAUGUUGCAGCGCAAAAUACUCGACCAACUGAUUCUUCCAAAAUUACAGGAUGCUGUUUCCUCAUGGAAUCCGUUAACUGAUACAGUACCUGUUCACACUUGGUUGCAUCCCUGGCUACCUUGGUUUGGAGGAGUUGAACGUCUCUCAUGUUUGCAUGAUAUGGUUCUCCAGAAGUUGGGAAGUUGCCUUACCAACUGGCAUCCUAGUGAUGCAUCUGCCCGCUCAGUCCUAAUGCCUUGGCGAACCAUUUUCCCGGUCACGUCCAUGGCAGCUUUCUUAAGUCGCCAUGUGGUGCCGAAACUUGCUUUAGCGUUGCAACAGUUUCAACUUAAUCCCGCUAAGCAAAACAUGGAUCCGUGGAAUUGGGUGAUGCGUUGGGCAGACUUGAUUGGUCCGGCUGUACUUGUAAACCUACUUGAACAUCAUUUCUGGUCACGUUGGCUGUCAGUCCUUUCAAGUUGGCUGAAUCAGGGGGUAGAAGCUAGGCAACGUGGAGACCACACUGCUGCCGGUCAAGUUUAUCAAGAAGUUGGCCGUUGGUAUGCUGGUUGGAAAGGUCAGUUACCUCCUGAGUGUAUGGAAUAUGCAAGUGUCAAAGAUGCUUUGACAAAAGCUUUGGCAAUGAUGGAACGUUCAAUGAGAGGGUUACCGCCUCAAGAACCUCAGGUCUCAAAGCAAGGUCAGUCAAAUGUGUCAAGGUAUCCUGCUGGCUCAUCAGGCGUACUUCCACCAGCUUUUGGAUCAUCAACACCUUUGGUUGCUCCUCCUCCGACAACACUACGUAAACAAGUUGAACAAGUAGCAGCGCAGCGCGGCUUCCUAUUCCAUCCUAUUUCAAACAGGAUGUUCGAAGGUCAACAAGUAUACAGACUGGAAUCACUACAAGUGUUUUUCGACCGCAACGUCAGUUAUGUGUACAAUCCCAGUGAUGGUGGCUGGCUUCCUGUUACAUUUGCUGAGUUGAUGACCCGUGCUCAGUACUGA
Molecule: messenger RNA, 1521 nt
Organism: Schistosoma mattheei
Lineage: Eukaryota; Metazoa; Platyhelminthes; Trematoda; Strigeidida; Schistosomatidae
Source: the annotation of a GenBank genome assembly